CCCCCGUGUCUGCAGUAACCCCCUGUGUUUCAGUGUCCUGGCCCCGCUCCGCUACUGCUGCGAUUUCCGGCCCUACUUCACCAUCCACGACAGCGAGUUCAAGGAGUACACAACCCGCACCCAGGCCCCGCCCAACAUCGUUGUGGGUGUCACCAACCCUUUCUUUAUCAAGACGCUGCAGCACUGGCCGCACAUCCUGCGAGUGGGGGAGCUCAGGAUGUCAGGGGACCUGCCCAAGCAGGUGAAGGUGAAGAAACUGGCCAAGCUCAAAACCCUGGACACAAAACCAGGAAUCUAUACUUCUUAUAAAACAUUCCUUCACAAAGACAAAUCCCUGAUCAAAAGAUUGCUGAAGGGCAUCCAGAGGAAACGUCCCUCCGAGGUGCAGAGUGCCCUGCUGAGGCGUCACCUCCUGGAGCUCACCCAGAGCUUCAUCAUCCCCCUGGAGCACUAUAUUGCCAGCCUGAUGCCUCUGCAGAGAGCCAUCACUCCGUGGAAGAAUCCUCCCCAGAUCCGUCCUUUCUGCCAGGAGGAUUUCAUGAAGACCCUGGAACACGCUGGGCCCCAGCUCACCUGUGUGCUCAAGGGGGACUGGUUGGGCCUCUACAGGCGUUUCUUCAAGUCCCCGAACUUCGACGGCUGGUUCCGGCAGCGGCACCGGGAGAUGACCCACAAGCUGGAGGCCCUUCACCUGGAGGCCAUCUGUGAGGCGGACAUUGUGGCCUGGAUGAAGGACAAGUCCGAGGUGGAGAUCGUGGACCUGGUGCUCAAACUGAGGGAGAAGCUGGUGAGAGCCCGGUGCCAGCACCUGCCGGUGAAGGAGGAGACGCUGCGGCGGGUGGGGCUGUACAUCGACACCAUCAUCGGCUCCCUGCCCGAGGACCUGCAGGCUGUGCUGCACCACCCCUGAGCGCAGGGCAGGGCUCCUGGACGGCGAGGGGCGCUCCCAACCCCGCUCCCACCCCGCUCUGGGCAGCUGCAGUUGAGUUUGGAGAGGAAACUCCUUCCCCGAUCCCGCCGGCGGGGCCUGGAUCUCACCUGGGGUGACCCGGAGCGUGGGUCGGAGCCUGUGCGCUGUUCCCUGCCUGAUCCCGCUCCGAGGGGCUGGGCUGGGGCUGGCCACGAGGAAUUGUCCCCUGUGUGGCUGCCAGCAGGGCAGCACGUGCCAGGCUGUGCCCGGCCUGUAGUGCCCACUCACACGCCAUCCUCGUCUGGGGCAUUCCCAUUGCCUCAUCCUGGCUGGAAGGAGCAGGAGCAGCCCUGGUUGGGGCUCAGGACAGCUCCUGAUGAUGAGGAUGAGGUGAAGAAGCUGUCCCUGCCCUGAGCAGCCUGGCUCAUCCCAGCUCAAGCUCCAGCUGCAGGGAGAGGCGGGAGGAGGAAUUCUGGACGUGGAAAACUGCUGGAUUCUCUCCAGGGCAGAGCCAGAGAAGGAGAGGCUGGUGCAUCCCCAAGGAUCAGAGCUCUCCAGAGUGCCUGGGAUGGCUGCUGGGAGGAGCUGGCUCCAAUACCAUUCCCUGUGCCUGGAAGGUCAGGUCUGUGCUCCGAUGGCAGCCGGGACUGGGGCUGUGCCGGGGGCACUGGGAUGGCUGAGCUCACUCAGCUCACUACCUGUUGGAAAAUUGGAUUUCCACAGCCCAUGCCAAGAGGGAAUGCACAGGAUUGGGCCUUGCUGCUCUGCUCCUGCCUGGGAUCCCCUUCCUGCCCUGGAAAUGGAUUCACUGUGAGCCCUUCAAGGCCUUUGCUGCUCCGUAUCUGCAUUUCCCCGUCUGGGUGUCUGGCCAGGGCUGAAAUUUUUGCCUAA
This is a messenger RNA of Empidonax traillii (willow flycatcher), 1801 nucleotides long. Its product is annotated as protein DENND6B-like. The annotation marks the transcript as partial. NCBI's taxonomy places the organism in Eukaryota, Metazoa, Chordata, Aves, Passeriformes, Tyrannidae. The record is from RefSeq and is a predicted model, not a curated record. Gene Ontology annotation, cellular component: recycling endosome. The transcript is spliced from 10 exons. Gene Ontology annotation, molecular function: guanyl-nucleotide exchange factor activity.